UGGUGAUGUGUCUCUCAGGGUUAGGGCUCUACAUGCCCAGUUUCCCCAACUCAUUGCCGUACCCCACACUCUGUAGGCCCAUAAUUAUUUUCCAGGACGGUUCAGCCCUGCGGAGCAGAACGACAUCUUGGACGCGCCGCGCUUUACUCGUUGAAGGACGAAAAUUAGCAUCACAAUCACGAUUCGAUGCGAUACACACAGCACGCAACCGCACUCACCACCAUCACGAAAACCCGAGCUGCAACUUUGUGUAAGUAUUUUGCGAGCUCAGUAGUGGCCAGCACCAUAGGUAGUCGCGACUUCCUUCCCUCACAAUGAGGCUCACGGCCGAGCUCAUCAACCACUCCCUCUCCUACCUCAACCCGCUGAAGGAGCGGGAGCUCGACCUUCGAGGACACAGAAUUCCAGCGAUUGAGAACUUGGGUGUGGCGGGGGCGCAAGACUCCAUAGACCUCACCGACAAUGACAUACAGCUGCUGGGCAACUUCCCGCUGUCGCCGCGCCUCCAGACGCUGCUGCUCGCCCACAACCGCAUCUCGGCCAUCCAGCAGAGCCUGCCCGCCGCCAUCCCCCGCCUGCGCAAUCUAGUGCUCACCUCCAACAACCUCAGCGAGCUGUCGGACCUGGAAAUCUUGGGCCAGUUCCCGCUUCUGACACACCUCUCGCUGCUGGGCAACCCGGUCACCAAGAAAGAGAACUACCGAUACUGGGUCCUGUGGCAUUGCGCCAAUGUGCGCUUCCUGGACUUCCAAAAAGUGAAGCUGGUGGAGCGCCAGAAGGCAAAGGAGCUGUUCGGGUCGCACGAGACGCCAACGGAACUGGCUUCGACCAUAAUGGGGGCGAAGUCGAACACGUUUGACAUCCACGCGGCCAACGGCGCCGGCGCGCCGUCGUCCAAGAUGUCGCGCCUCAUCACCACGGACAAGGAGAACAAGAAGCUAAAGCAGAUGAUCAAGAACGCCUCCAGCAUGGACGAGAUCCUCAGGCUCGAGAAGGCCCUUAACGAAGGCCGACUUCCGCCGGGUCUCGUGCUCGACGACGACGAAGAGGAGGAGGAGGAAGAUGACGAGGACGACGCCGAGGAUGAAAAGAUGCAAGAGUGAAGCCCUCUCUCUAGUCUCGUCUAUUUGAACCAAAAGUUCGGUCUUAGGGGAAGCGCCGGAAAAAGGGAAAUCAAGGCGUCGGUGUCUUUUUGUCUAUGUAAAAUAGGCGGCUCCCACGCUUCAGAGAGUCAUAGCAUGGGUAUUACGAGGGCCGGUAGGUCAGCACCGCUGACUGUUUACACCAAUUGGUGGCGCAUGGGAUACCAUGUAGUUAAGGCUCUAAAAAGCCACAAAAAAGAGAAAAAAACUCAAGAACAUGGAAACCAUGCGUCCAUGAUGAUGUUAGGCAAACGCUGGGACCGGGGAUGGAUGGAUGACGGGUUAAUCAUAUUACGCCAGCAGGACUAGAUGAGGCGUCCCGCUGGAAAAGCUCAAACUCAAGAAAAUCAAGAUAUCAAUUCCCCGC
Molecule: messenger RNA, 1509 nt
Organism: Lasiosphaeria miniovina
Lineage: Eukaryota; Fungi; Ascomycota; Sordariomycetes; Sordariales; Lasiosphaeriaceae
Product: leucine-rich repeat-domain-containing protein
Exons: 5
Coding region: 315-1103 (262 amino acids)
Biological process (GO): mRNA splicing, via spliceosome
Cellular component (GO): U2 snRNP
Molecular function (GO): protein binding; U2 snRNA binding
Source: RefSeq, a predicted model, not a curated record